Messenger RNA from Solanum stenotomum, 760 nucleotides. RefSeq lists its product as uncharacterized. The transcript has a single exon. The coding region runs from base 162 to 623 and encodes 153 amino acids. Lineage: Eukaryota; Viridiplantae; Streptophyta; Magnoliopsida; Solanales; Solanaceae. The record is from RefSeq and is a predicted model, not a curated record.
AAUACAGGUAACGAAUUAACCAUAAACCUGCGCCCCCAUUAAAUAUUCUUCUCAUUAUCUUCCAACUCCCUCUCCUAUUUUUUUUAUAAAAACCAAAUUUCAUUGCCUUUUUUUUCUGCUCAAUUCCAUAUUAUCUUUUUUAUUUUCCAAAACUAAAAAAAAUGGAAGGAGGACUAUCAGUAUCAACACCAAGCUUGUACAGUGGAUUAAAAUGUUACUGGAAGAGGAGGAGAAGAGGAGGGUAUGAGAGGCUAAACGGGUCGGGUUGUAGGAGGAAGAAUCGGGUCGGGUUGGGGAGAGGAAGGUUCUGGAAGAUAAAUCUAAAGCCGAGGCCGAAUCUGAAGCUCCGGCGAUUUUCGCCGAAGAAAUUGUUAUUGAAUAUGCGGGAUGCGUAUGUGAAUAUGAUGAUGAAGAUUGCUAAUUCGAGAUGUAUGAGUAGUGGGAUUGGUGGUGGAUUCGGAACGAGGCAAUUGAAAGAGUAUGAUGAGAAGAUGCUCGUCGAGAUUUACAAGUCCAUGAUUAUUGCGCAGGGACAGUUAGUUGCUCGCGAUGGUGUUGGUGUUGGUGUUAGUGCUGGUGCUGGUGCUGUAAAAUUUGGCACUCCAAUUCUGUGCCAACGGUAAUUGACAAACAAUGGAGUUUGAGCAACAAUAGUGGAGUGGGGUAUACACUAAAAAGAUUACCCAAGGUCCUAACAAGAAAAGAAAAGAAUGGGGUAAAAACUAUCCACAAAUCAAUAAAUAUAUUUUUCAUAUGGUGU